AUGGCAUCCUCCCACGCGUUAAAGAACUCUCGCGUCUCCAUCAAGUCUGAAGCCAAAGACGAGUCGGCGAAGUUCGUCGAUCUUCGUGAGGCUGAUGUCGAGCCUCCCAAAAAGAAGCACAAGAUGGGUGUUGAAUCAUUCUCCAAUGCCGAUUCUCUGAUGGCCUUCAGCGUCGGCGAAGGAGACUACGAAAAGAGAUACAUUGUUCGCAAGAGGGAUGCCCGCAAGUCACCUGUCAUUAAGGCUAUCCUUAAGGAUCGGGAUUCUGAAGGUUGGAUUACACAUCAUUUCGAAGAGACUACCGAUGAUGCCGUCAAGUUCCUCAUUCAAUGGCUUGACUCACAAAAGCUUGAUGCCAUUCAACUCCGCAAUGAUGAUACUGAUGAUGGUGGCGGAAACGACGAUAUCUUCGCCAGAGAAGACGAUGCCUUAUUCGACUUAUGGAUUCUAGCUGCCAAGCUAGGACUACCCGAACUUCAAAACGUCGCACUCAAGACCGUUGAUGCAAUUAUUAGGAAAGGAAACCCUCUCCGAUGGCAUAACGUUCCCAUUAGCUGCAUCAAACGCUUGUAUUCAGACGAGUCUGGCACAUUGCUCCUCAGGGGUUACAUGGUUGCAGCCUGUGCAGAAUUCGUCGAUUUCGGAAAUUAUCAGCACGACCCUUUCGAGUUUCCACACCAGUUUAUGAUGGAUCUGGCAGCUUUCUGGUCCAAGACAUCUCGUGCAAAACUUUGCAAAGUCGCUGACUUCUAUGUCAAAUCAAACUAA
This is a messenger RNA of Mollisia scopiformis, 768 nucleotides long. RefSeq lists its product as uncharacterized. Lineage: Eukaryota; Fungi; Ascomycota; Leotiomycetes; Helotiales; Mollisiaceae. The record is from RefSeq and is a predicted model, not a curated record. The transcript has 2 exons. The coding region runs from base 1 to 768 and encodes 255 amino acids.